AUGUCGAACAAGUUCCACUGCGAUGUUUGUUCUUCGGAUUGCACCAAUAGGGUUAGGAUUUCGUGCGCAAUCUGCCCUGAAUAUGAUCUCUGUGUGCCAUGUUUUUCCCAGGGUCUUUACAACGGCAAUCAUAGACCAUUCCAUGAUUAUCGAAUAAUAGAAACGAACUCUUAUCCUAUAUUAUGUGAAGAUUGGGGCGCGGAUGAAGAGCUGGCCUUAAUUAAGGGAGCACAGACUUUAGGGCUAGGUAAUUGGCAAGAUAUUGCCGAUCACAUUGGCAGCCGUGAUAAAGAAGAAGUCGAUGAACACUAUCGGAAGUAUUACCUCGAAAGUCCCUAUUAUCCAAUUCCUGACAUAACAAAAGACAUCAAGAUCUCACAACAAGAGUUUUUGGAGAAUAGAAAAAAGCGGAUCGAGCGGUUCAGGGAGAAGCCACUGCAGCCGCCGCGUAAACCAAUGGCAUCGGUGCCCAGUUGCCAUGAAGUUCAAGGUUUCAUGCCAGGCAGACUUGAAUUCGAAACAGAAUUUGAAAAUGAGGCAGAGGGGCCCGUUAAAGACAUGGUUUUUGAUCCGGACGACCAGCCACUUGAUAUCGAGGUCAAGCUCACAAUCCUUGACAUAUACAAUUCUAGACUUACCACGAGGGCCGAGAAGAAGCGUAUCCUGUUUGAGCACAGCUUAAUGGAAUAUCGCAAAUUGCAGGGUAUAGACAAAAAAAGGAGUAAAGAAGCGAAAGACCUAUAUAAUAAAAUUAAAGCCUUCGCACGCAUCAUGACGCCACAAGAUUUCGAGGAUUUUAGUAAAGACAUUUUGGAAGAACUGCGAUGCAGGUCGAGAAUUCAUCAAUUACAAGAAUGGAGAAGCAACGGAAUUACGACGCUUGAAGCUGGUCUUAAAUACGAGCGUGACAAACAAGCAAGGAUCAUGACCCUAGAGAGAUUUGGGAGCUCUUUAUAUGCCAAUUCCAAUGGUAACGGUUCGAGCCGCUAUAGAGCAACAUCGGCCCACAGGGCCAAUGCCGACUAUGGACAAAGCUAUAAUGAGACUGUUAACAGGAGAAAGACGAUGACGAUAAGUGAUAUUCAACAUGGAGCAGACUACGGGCUUUUGUCUCCCGAGGAACAGCAACUCUGCAUUCAACUGAAAAUUCUUCCUAAGCCUUAUUUGGCAAUCAAGGAAGUCAUGUUCAGAGAACUCUUACGUACAGGUGGCAUGCUCAAGAAAAAGGCGUGUCGCGACUUGUUGAACAUUGAUCCAGCCAAGGCAAACAAGGUUUAUGACUUCUUUCAUGCCCAGAGAUGGCUUUGA
Molecule: messenger RNA, 1308 nt
Organism: Lachancea fermentati
Lineage: Eukaryota; Fungi; Ascomycota; Saccharomycetes; Saccharomycetales; Saccharomycetaceae
Source: the annotation of a GenBank genome assembly